GACGCCUGCCUGUUCUGACGUCACUCCACUUCCUGUCUCCACCCAUUUGCAGCCAUGAUGCAGGAAGGGUUGGACGACGGACCCGACUUCCUCUCCGAGGAGGACCGGGGACCACGUGCCGUCAACGUGGACCUUCAAACAGACGCCAUGCUGCAGGUCGACAUCUCCGAUGCCCUGAGUGAGAGAGACAAGGUCAAAUUUACCGUUCACACCAAGAGCACGCUUCCCAACUUUAAGCAGAACGAGUUCUCGGUGGUCCGACAGCAUGAAGAGUUCAUCUGGCUGCACGACUCCUUUGUGGAAAAUGAAGAAUACGCAGGAUACAUCAUCCCCCCAGCACCUCCAAGACCAGACUUCGAUGCAUCCAGAGAGAAGCUGCAGAAGCUGGGCGAGGGCGAGGGAUCCAUGACUAAAGAGGAGUUCACAAAGAUGAAGCAGGAGCUCGAGGCAGAGUACCUUGCCAUCUUUAAGAAAACCGUAGCCAUGCAUGAGGUCUUCUUAUGUCGUGUGGCGGCUCAUCCUGUGCUCAGGAAAGACCUCAACUUCCAUGUCUUCCUGGAGUAUAACCAGGAUCUGAGUGUACGAGGGAAGAACAAGAAGGAAAAACUGGAAGAUUUCUUUAAAAAUGUGGUGAAGUCGGCAGAUGGCGUCUUGGUGGCUGGAGUCAAGGAUGUGGAUGAUUUCUUUGAGCACGAGAAGACGUUUCUGUUGGAAUAUCACAACAGAGUCAAGGAUGCUUCAGCCAAGUCUGACAGAAUGAUCCGAUCACACAAAAAUGCUGCUGAUGACAUCAACAGAAUUGCCUCAUCUCUCUACACAUUAGGAACACAGGACUCCACAGACCUCUGCAAGUUCUUCCUCAAAGUGUCAGAGUUGUUUGAGAAAACUCGGAAAAUUGAAGCUCGCAUUGCAGCCGAUGAAGACCUGAAGCUGGCCGACCUGCUGAAAUAUUAUUUGAGGGAGUCGCAGGCUGCAAAGGAUCUGUUGUACCGGAGGAGUCGGGCUUUGGUCGACUAUGAGAACGCUAACAAGGCUCUAGAUAAGGCUCGAGCCAAAAACAGAGAUGUUCUGCAGGCUGAGACCAGUCAGCAGCUUUGCUGCCACAAGUUUGAGAAAAUCUCAGAGUCUGCCAAGCAAGAGCUCAUAGACUUUAAGACAAGGCGAGUGGCAGCCUUCAGGAAGAACCUGGUGGAGCUGGCCGAGCUUGAGCUCAAACACGCCAAGGGGAACCUCCAGCUGCUGCAGGGCUGUCUGGGCAUCCUGAAAGGAAACACUUAACUGUUUGAUACUGCAUACAUCCAGCUGGAUGCCCCCUGGCUUCUGUCCCGCCCAUUUCCAGCUGGACAAUCCCGUCACAUGGGUGAAACCUGCAAGGACAGAAAACCGACGCCAAGAUAACUGGACCUGGAGACAAAUAGAAAGAGUCUGAAAUAAAAAAAAAAGAAA
Neolamprologus brichardi is the source of this 1446-nucleotide messenger RNA. The record is from RefSeq and is a predicted model, not a curated record. NCBI's taxonomy places the organism in Eukaryota, Metazoa, Chordata, Actinopteri, Cichliformes, Cichlidae.